GACUGGUAAUGUAGUUUUAAUCCUUUCUUUUGGAUGUACUUCAGCUGGAGUUGGUUGUUCUGGCCAUGGUUUGUAGCUAUAGCCCUUGCUUUAUAUGGUUUGUAUGCUUUUAGAAAGCAUUCGAUUGGUGAAGCAAGCAUUGUAGAGCAACUUGCAAUUGUUACUUCAGUAUUCACUUGGCUAACUCUAGUACCCCCUGCUUAUUUCAAUGGAUAUCUUGAAGGUUGGCCCUUUAUCUUCUUCUUUGUAUACCACUAUUUCUUUUUCUUCAAUGUUAGUGUAAGAAAACGAUUGUACGGAGAUUAUUAUGCCCGUCCAUAUGAUCCUAAGUGGGAUGUGAACCCACCCAAAUGGUAUCGCCUUUUGUUCUGUGUUGGAGUCAUGGUUGGGCACUGGCUCGCUGCAUUUGAAGCUCCAGAGUUUCAUCGAGUCCCAGGAGGUUGGAGCAACAUUGGAGUGUGGAUACUGAUUGUGGUAACUCUUUUGAUGCAAUAUAAUUCAACAUUGUAUCUUGCGAAGUAUUCAGAGAAGAUAGUGGUGCCAACUGCUGUUGUCCAAUUUGGGCCAUACAGAUGGGUUCGGCAUCCGAUAUACGCAUCUACAAUGCUGUUAUUUGCAACUUAUUGCCUUGCACUUAGAGCACCUCUUAGCUUGUUAUUCAAUGUAGCAGUUUGUUUGCUGUAUUAUGAGCAGAAAGCAAAUUUGGAGGAGGUUCUAAUGGUAGAGACUUUUGGAGAGAGCUACUUGGAGUAUGCGAGUAAAGUUAGGUGGAAAUUCAUACCUUUUGUGUACUAGCUGCAAACAGAACCUAUUAAAGGAACAGAGUUGAUGCAUGAACCAACUUGCUUAGAUCCUCCAUGUUAGCAACUGGUAACCAACAUUCCAAUGAUUGAUAAGGUCUGCAUGUUGACACUAUGGGACAUGUUCAGACAUAGGAAAAGUUGACCACUUCGUACUAGUAUGAUGACCAACUCGUCAAGAUGUGAACUACAUCAGCUACCCUUGUUUUGUACAACAUAUUUUCCAUCAUAUAUAUGCAAACGCAAGAUAGAAGCAAUAACCUUAUACUCUAAGGAUACUCGUGGAUUCUUUAUUCUGCAAAUAUUCUGGCCAACUCAUUCGCUUCUGAGUCCUUGCUUGUUGCAUUUUUCAAGCACAUCAAGACAAUUGUAAC
This is a messenger RNA of Hibiscus syriacus, 1174 nucleotides long. RefSeq lists its product as uncharacterized. The coding region runs from base 34 to 795 and encodes 253 amino acids. Lineage: Eukaryota; Viridiplantae; Streptophyta; Magnoliopsida; Malvales; Malvaceae. The record is from RefSeq and is a predicted model, not a curated record. The transcript is spliced from 2 exons.